Molecule: messenger RNA, 3537 nt
Organism: Lithohypha guttulata
Lineage: Eukaryota; Fungi; Ascomycota; Eurotiomycetes; Chaetothyriales; Trichomeriaceae
Gene: NMD2
Product: mRNA decay protein
Exons: 3
Coding region: 1-3537 (1178 amino acids)
Biological process (GO): nuclear-transcribed mRNA catabolic process, nonsense-mediated decay
Cellular component (GO): cytoplasm; exon-exon junction complex
Molecular function (GO): protein binding; RNA binding
Source: RefSeq, a predicted model, not a curated record
AUGGAUCGCAAAAGAAAGAAUGUCUACCAAGUCGGCUCCUCCCUUGACUCGUCACUAAAGAAGAAUACCGCUUUUAUUAAACGACUACGGACCGGAAUCUCGGCAUCUGCUCAGGCUGGCCUCUUGAGUGAGAUCAAAACACUUUCGUUGCAAAAGUACCUUUCAGAGAUCAUCUCAGCAACUGCAGAGGGGUUGAGCCGGUUGAAGACAGCAGGAGAUAUCGCAGCAGGACUUGAGGUCGUCAGUGCACUACACCAGCGAUUUGGGCCGAGCGACUUUACCAAGCAACUAGGAUGGCUGUUGGGCAGAGGCCUCACAUCACCCGACAAGGCACAGGUUAAACUAUGGUCACAAGAGGUUAGAGAGCGUGAGGAGAAGGAACGUCUUGCCAGACACCGAGUAUUAUUGAGGAUCGCGACUGAAUUUUGGUUAUGUGGCAUUCUUCGCAGUCUUGAAGAUGUGGAACGUCCGGACGACGCAAGCGCUAAGACGAAGGAGGCGUCUACGAACGAAGGUGGACGGAGCGCCGAAGUACAGAAAAUCAAGAAUGCUCUGAACGGGAUUAAGAACGAGAACAUGCGCGACCACGAUCCGUUCCCACUCGAAGUCCUCAAAGAUCUACUCGGGCAUGACCCAGAGUUGGUCAAUCUACCUUUAGCGGUGCUGUUUGUCAAGAACUUUGCCUGGGAUUGUCUGGGCAUGAAACCACCUUCUGACGAUGCUCGAAAGCAAGUUGAUGGUGAUGGUGAGAUCGUCACAGACGGACCUCUGGAAGAGACGAAUGGUGCUACGGAAACUGACGACUCCCCAUUGAUUCCCGAUCAUACUCGCCAGCGCUUCGUGAGUGUCGUUGACCGUUAUACCCAAUUCUUGAAGAAGCGUAUCGUCAAAGAUCAACAAUCUCUCAGCAACCAGAGCAGAAGAAAUGCCGAAGCUUAUGUUCGAAGCGGAGAGAUUUUCGAGGAUAGACAGACCAAUUUCGAGAAGCAACAAAAGGCACAAGAGAAGCUGAUCGCCGCUGCUCAAACCUUAUGCGACAUUCUAGGUCAAGAUAUGCCCGAUCUAGCCGACAAGGACGGUUCUGAUUUUGCUGCGACAAGUACAAUUGGGAUCGUCAAAGCUGGAGAGGCUCUCCGUGGAACAGGUGAUGGUGCUGGCAUUUGGGAAGACGAAGACGAGCGACGCUUCUACGAGAACCUUACCGACCUUCGUGGACGUGUUCCUGCAAUCCUGCUUGAGGAUAGCAAGAAGAUCAAACCUGAUGGCGACGAGGCUCUUCCGAAUCGAAAUGAGGGCACAGCAACCAAACCAGCUGAAGUUGACGGACAGUCAAUGCAGAUUGCGAACAGAACUGUCGGAGCUCAGGUCGACGGUUUAUUGCUUCGACUUCCGGAUUUGCAGAACAAAGAGCAGGUCGAUUCUGUGGCACAUGACUUCUGCUUCUUGAACUCGAAAGCCUCACGAAACCGCCUAGCCAAAAGCUUGCAAGACGUUCCUAAGGGUCGUACUGAUCUUCUGCCUCUCUAUGCAAGAUUGAUCGCCACUCUCGGACAGUACAUGCCAGAUCUUCUCAAUGCCAUGAUUUCUUCCUUGGACGACGACUUUCGGGCCCUUCAACGUCGUAAGACCAAGGAUUUUGUGGGGCAAGGACGACUCUUCUGCAUCCGAUACCUUACUGAGCUGAUCAAAUUUGGGGUCGUGCCCGAGCAUGUCAUCUUCCAUUGCUUCAAGGUCAGCUUAGAUGACUUCUCACGCAUGAACAUUGAAAUCAUCGCAACAUUCCUUGAAAAUUGUGGACGCUUCCUUCUGAGAAAUCCUGAGACAGCACCUCGCAUGACUUCGUUCAUUGAGACGUUGAAUCGCAAGAAAUCUGCGCAGCAUCUGGGAUCUCAAGAGCGCAUGCUUCUGGAGAACGCUCUGUACUAUGUCGACCCUCCGGAGCGAGCCGCGAUCGAGCAAAAAGAACGAACUCCUACCGAGCUUUUUAUUCGACAGCUCAUCUACUUUGACAUGACUAAGCGCAACUACAUGAAAAUCCUCAAGACUAUCCGCAAACUCCACUGGGAAGAAGACGAAGUUGUAGUGAUGCUCGAAAAGAUUUUCAGUAAGCCUGGAAAGGUCAAAUUCAGCAGCAUUCACCUUCUUGCAGUCCUUCUGGGGGCACUAUCAAGGCACCAUCAAGACUUUGCGAUUACGAUAAUUGACAAUGUCCUUGAAAACAUUCAGCUGGGUCUGGAAGGAAACGACUUCAAGUUCAACCAACGCCGAAUCGCAGAGGUCAAGUAUUUGGGAGAGUUGUACAACUACAAAAUGAUUGAUUCCGCGGUCAUCUUCGACACUCUUUAUCGAAUUGUGACUUUCGGUCAUGAGGGUGGUACCCCGACACCCGGACGCACGAGUCCAUUCGACAUGCCGGAUGAUUACUUCCGGAUCCGACUUGUUUGUACCAUCCUCGACACUUGCGGCAUGUGUUUCGAUCGAGGCAGUUCUCGCAAGAAGCUAGACUUUUUCCUGGUCUUCUUCCAAUACUACGUACUCACUAAAGAUCCUCUACCCAUGGAAAUUGAUUUCAUGAUCCAGGACAUCUUCACCACUGUCAGACCACAAUGGAAGCUUGUUACCGAUCUUGACGAGGCAGCAAAAGCGUUUGCCGAUGCGGUUAGGUCCAAAUAUCAGCAGUCAGCUGCUGAUCGACUUGCUGAAGAAGGCGAAGAUGUGGAAAGCGACGACGAAGAGGAUGCCCUGAAUGAGGAGGACAAUGCCGCCGAGGUCGAUAAGCAUAAUUCUUCUGGCGAAGAGGAAGUGGACAACGAAGAAGAAAGGUCAGAGCCCGAAGAACGUUCUGGGUCAUUCUCGGAAGAGGAACAGAUCGUGGUCGUUCGAGAACAGGAGAAGAUCGACCCAGAAGCAGAAGCGGAAUUUGACCGCGAGUUUGCAGCUAUAAUGGUAGAAAGUCUUGGUGAGCGUAAGAACGAGCGACAAAACCGAUUCGAUGUCCCACUACCAGUGCGGAAAGCUCAACGGAAUAUUGCAGAACCCAUCGAGGAGGGCAGCAAUUUGGGCAACGACGCACCUGUGCAUACGAUGGCCUUCCAGUUGAUGACUAAGAAAGGAAACCGACAACAGACUCGAACGAUUGACUUACCUUCCGAUUCUCAGUUUGCAGUGUCGAUGAAGUCACAACAGGCAGCAGAACGUGAAGAGCAACAGCGAAUCAAGAACUUGGUGCUAAACUACGAUCUUCAUGACGAUGACCAGCACGAUGGUACUGAAGCCCUUCCCCUGGCGCGAAUCGUUCAGCCGGCCCUUGAUCCCAAAAAGAAAUCUGCUAAGAAUACUGCCAAAUUAGGAUAUGACCACAUUCCCAGUACUUUCAGUAGAGCUGAGAGGAAUGGCCGUGCGACCCGAGCACGAAGACUCAAUUUGAGUGAUGUCGAUUGGUAUGCUCGUCACUUGCCGGACUCUGCCAGUGCUCGAACUGGACAAGAGAACGAUCCGAAUGCUGCAUUUGCUGUUGAUCGAAAGAAGCCAGGCUAA